UAAAUUGAUUGCAUAAUAACUCAACCAUUAAAAUCCUUCAAACUCAUCACCCCACAUAAAAUGUCCCCGGCCACCAGCACCGCCAAUCACCACCGUCAAAUAAACCCCAAUUCAAAUCUUAACCCUAACCCUAACAAAAUUGACAUAAAACCCACCAUCAAUUUCAACAGAUCAACAACCAACAAUUCACGUAUCGCUUCAUUAGAACCCGAUAUGCCCGACCCGACCCGUCCAUCUUCUUCUUCAAAUUCGUUAACGCCGGUGAUCAAAAUUGAUGGAUGUGAAGAAGAUGCUAUUUUGGCCCGGUCCAAAUUUUUGACCCGAAUGGAAGUUUUAAAACGAAGGCAUCGAAGGACUAAGCAAUUACAACGUAUAUAUAGAGAUUGUUACUGGUCGUUAAUGGAGGAAGUUAAGCUCAAGCACAGAGAGUAUUGCUGGAAAUUUGGAAUGAGUACAUUUCAGGAAGAUGAAGAUAAGAAUAAUAAAGAUGAAGAUAAUAGCAAUGCGGUUAACAGUAAUACGUGUGGGGUUCAUGGCUGCAAGUCGAAGGCAAUGGCGCUUACGAGGUUCUGUCACAUGCAUAUAUUGUCGGAUUCCAAACAGAAACUAUACAAGGCUUGCAAUUAUGCUAUCAAAAGUUCGCCAACAGGGCCCAUACUUUGUGGGAAGCCAAUAUUGAGGUCUACCGUUCCUUCCUACUGCGCUCUUCAUUUUCAGAAGGCUGAAAAGCAUGUGACACGGGCUUUAAAGAAGGCAGGCCUUAACGUCUCUAACACAAGUAAACUAGCCCCCAAGUUUCAUGUUAUUGUUGCUGAAUAUGUUAGCCAGAUCCAAAACAGAAGAAGAGCUGCACAAAAAGCAAAUUUAGAGAUUGCCGAGGUAAAAGAGGAAAACAGCUCUUAAGGUCUGGCAUCACUAAAAAAGAAGCCUGUAUAUUUUCUUGGCGAGUUGGUGAUGCAGCUAUAACAAGUAUAUUUGGUUAAAUAGAUUUCGUAUGGGUGACGAGACUUAUGACUUGGAAGAGAGCUUGUAUGUAUAAAGGGCAUUACAAUCUAACUGGAUUUCAUCCAUAUUGAGCUUAAUUAGUUCAAUAUGUUCUGCUUCUGUUGGUGUUCUUGUGAUUCAUGCAAUGUUAAAGAUUGUUAUACAAGAAACACACAACAAUUCAGUUGUAUUUUAACUGACAUUAUUUUUGUUAAAUAAAGUUCAUUUUUGAACCUGA
Lycium ferocissimum is the source of this 1222-nucleotide messenger RNA. RefSeq lists its product as uncharacterized. Bases 61 to 903 code for a protein of 280 amino acids. The transcript is spliced from 3 exons. The record is from RefSeq and is a predicted model, not a curated record. Gene Ontology annotation, cellular component: NSL complex. Lineage: Eukaryota; Viridiplantae; Streptophyta; Magnoliopsida; Solanales; Solanaceae.